ACCGGUAUCCUGACAUCAACUGCGUCGGGGCAAUACCGCGUUAGUGGCAUACCGCGUUUGCUUUUAUCGAGGAAUAGGUACUCCUGACGAAGGCCACAACGUAGGAGUCUUCAGUGAUUCCGGAAUCUCCGGAGCCUAAAAAUGGUUGCUUUCUGCGCGCGCAAGGCUGGGCAACUAGGUCUAAACGAAACUGAGCGAGCCUCAAAGGUUGGAUUAUUGUGCGAGGGGGGGAGAGAGCGACGGUAAUGCCACAUUAUGCUGAGUCAGCGGAAGAGUCUAGACUGCGGUAAGAGGAGAGCGGUGUAGCCGCCUAAAUUAGUUCAGGAAGCUAAGCGGGUGCUGUGCAAGAGGGGAGUGAGAGUGGGGAGAGAAGAGAGGACUUCAAGCCGCCUAGGAAACUUAGCAUGAUCGCGUUACCAGAAUCGCCCUGUAAAUAGUGACUGUUGGCGGUUUUAGGUCACGGCUCGAGGUCUCUCACGACAAGCACCUACACUUUGGGUCGUACACUUCGGUUUUUUAGGAGUACUGGGUCCACCAAGCCACACACACGUACCCUCGCUAUCGCAAUGUUCCCACUUCGCGAUCUCCAGUACCUCCUAGAACCGUCGUCCCUCGCGCUCGUGGCGACCGCCCUCUCCGUCGUCCUCCUCUCCGCCUUCCGCGCUCUCAUUCACGACCGCGAGUCGGAGCGCCAUCGCGACAUGUCCGCGUCGGCCAUAACCCUAGACACCAACCGCGCGCUGCUGCUGCCAUUGGCCAGUUCCGUGUCUCUCCUGCUCAUGUUUUACCUGUUCGCGACGGUUUCGCAGCUGGUUACCGCGUUCGCCGCUGUCGCGUCGGCGUCUGCGACCUGCUUCGCGCUGUCCCCGUUAGUGGCGUGGCUGAAUACCUCCCUGGGGCUGCAGGAUCCGCUGAUUACUGUAUAUUUCCCGUCGUUCUCGUUAUGGAGUGGCCAACACGGCAACAGCAACAACAGUAACAGCAGCAGCAGUAACAGCAGCAGCAGCAACACCAGCAGCAACAGCAACAGCAGCAGCAGUGGCAGCAGAAGGGGUGAGGGUGGGGGUAGCAGUGGCGGCACAUUGCUAGGUGAAGGAAUGAGAGGGAGAGAAAGCAGAAGCAGUACCAACAUCAACAGCAGCAGCAACAGCAGCGAUGGACACAACAGGAGUGUGAGCCGAAACAACUCUGCUAGUGGCAAAACUAACACCAGCACCACCACCAGCACCACCACCACCAGCACCAGCACCAGCACCAGCACCAGCAGCAGCAGCGCUUAUAUUACCGCAGGGGAGGGGGGCAGUACGGUAUUGGGAGCGGUGACUCGAAUGCAGCUGGUACUGGGGGUGCUGAGUGGAGCGCUGGUGCUGUGCUGGCUGGUGUCGGGCCACUGGCUGCUGAACAACGCUCUUGGCACGGCCAUAUGCGUUGCGUUUGUCAGUCACGUGCGAUUACCCAAUGUCAAGGUCUCUGCACUUCUCCUGGCGUGCCUCUUCGCCUACGACAUCUUCUGGGUCUUCUUCUCUCACGCUUCUUCGGCGCCAAUGUGAUGGUGUCAGUGGCAACGCAGCAAGCCCACAACCCCGCGCACACCGUCGCCCAGUCGCUGCGCCUGCCCACUGCAGUAUCGGGGUCGAUAGUGAGGGAGAUCGAGCUGCCCGUCAAGCUGCUCUUCCCUCGGGAUUUGUUCGGAGAGCUGAAGUUUUGGGGGGGACGGAGUGGAGGGAGAGCACGAGACUUCAUGGUGCUCGGCCUUGGCGACAUGGCUAUACCAGGCAUGCUGCUAGCCCUUGUUCUGUGCGUCGACCAGCACAAGAGGCGGCAGCAGCAGGAGGAAGAGCAGGAGAGGGAGAUGGAAGCACUAGAGGCAGCCACGGGAGGGGAGGAGCAGCACCAGGAGUUGCAGGAGAGUUCUCAGAAGCACUUUCAAAAGCAUACUCAGCAGCACUUGGAUCGGCCACUCCUGGAGUCUUCUACCUCAGGCCCCCCAGUAUCAGCCUCUCGGCACAAGUCAGCUCAAGACAACGUGUGUGUUGAAAGGGGUAUGGCCCGUGGGAGAGGCCAGCUGAGCUACGUGUGGGUGGCAGCAGCGGGGUAUACAGUGGGGCUUGUGGCUGCUCUGGCUGCUGGCGUGCUCACAAGGUCGCCACAGCCUGCUCUGCUAUACCUGGUAGGUUAAUUGGUGUGCCUGGGGCAAUGCGAAUAGGUCCUGCAUGGAGAGUGCAGCUGAGCUAUGUGUGGGUGGCGGCAGUGGGGUAUGCUGUGAGGCUGGUGGCUGCUCUAGCUGCUGGCAUCUUGACGAGGUCGCCGCAACCUGCCCUGCUGUACCUGGUAGGUUGAGUUGCUGCGUGUGGCAUGUCUGCUGGGGUUGGUGUGGCACCUGCUGUAAGCACAAGUCGGCCGGGGCCGGUGUGUCUGGGAGAAGGCUGAUGGGGGAAGCGUGAGAAAGGCCAGCUGAGCUUUGUGUGGGUGGCAGCAGUGGGGUAUACUGUGGGGUUUGUGGCUGCCCUGGCUGCUGGCGUGCUCACCAGAUCACCGCAACCCGCUCUGCUGUACCUGGUAGGUUAAUUUGUUGUGGUAAUUUCGCUUUGAGACGUCUCAACACGAAAUUACCAACACAAGGUCGCCACAACCUGCCGUGCCGUACCUCGUAUGCUGCUUCGCUGUGGUGGGUAUGCAUGCUGGCCAUUUGGUUUUAUGCCUCAAUUGUAAACGCAGUUCCAUUCCCAAGUAGGGUGUACUGUGAGGCUUGUGCUUGACCUGGCGCUGCCUGCUGUUGUGCGGCUUACCACAAGGUCGCCACACCCGUCCUGCGCUACCUGACCUGUUGUGCUGAUGUGUUGCCUAUGGUUUAUGUGCCACAAGGUCGACUCAAAAGUCAGCUUGAGUCGACUCAAAAGUCACCUUGAGUCGACUCAAAAGUCACCUGUGUCGCUGGUGGCAUGAAGAUUUUUGAGUCGACUCAGAAGUCACCUUGAGUUGACUCAAAAGUCACCUCGAGUCCACUCAAAAGUCACCUCGAGUCGACUCAAAAGUCACCUUGAGUCAACUCAAAAGUCACCUCGAGUCGACUCAAAAGUAACCUUGAGUCGACUCAAAAGUCACCUUGAGUCGACUCAAAAGUCACCUUGAGUCGACUCAUAAGUCACCUGUGUCGCUGAUGGCGUGGAGAAGAGGCGAGCCGGGAGGUUGGACUCCUUGUAAAGCAAUCUUAUUGC
Molecule: messenger RNA, 3218 nt
Organism: Closterium sp. NIES-67
Lineage: Eukaryota; Viridiplantae; Streptophyta; Zygnematophyceae; Desmidiales; Closteriaceae
Source: the annotation of a GenBank genome assembly